Drosophila arizonae is the source of this 896-nucleotide messenger RNA. RefSeq names its product B9 domain-containing protein 1 (gene B9d1). Gene Ontology annotation, cellular component: MKS complex. The record is from RefSeq and is a predicted model, not a curated record. Gene Ontology annotation, biological process: cilium assembly. Lineage: Eukaryota; Metazoa; Arthropoda; Insecta; Diptera; Drosophilidae.
UUUCUGAUCAACUGAAAGCAGUAGGAGUCAAGGGAUAUUCCUGUGCGACACUUUACAACACUGAACAAUGACAGCCCAGUCGGUAGAUUGUAAAACUUUCAGCUAUAUGCAAACCAGUUUGAGCUCAACGCACCCCCUGAACAGUCGCAAGCAAUGUACGAGGACGAGGAAACGGGUAACCAGGGCAACGAGGACGACAAAGACACCAACAAAGUGUCGCCCAAGCAAAAACAAAAGAAAAGCAAACGUCCAACAAAUGCCCAAACGCCAAAUGAAUUGGGUGCCAAAUCGACAGCCAGCUUUUUCACUUUGUUCAUAACGGGCCAGAUAGUGUCGGCGACAUUUCCGCUGGGUCCCGACAAGGAUUACAUAUUCUGUCGCUAUGAGCUAGUCGCUGGGCCGGACUGGCAGUUGGUGUCGGGUCCGCAGUAUGGAAUCACGCAGAUGUCGACUAAUAAAACUGGGCACUUUAAUGACAAAAUUGUCUUCAAUAUGCCUAUCGAAGUCACCUACAAGAGCACCAGUCCGUUCGGCUGGCCACAGAUCCUGGUCAGCGUCUUCGGACAGAAUCAAACUGGAAACGAGAGUUUGGUGGGCUAUGCCCACGUCUAUAUGCCCAUCUUCGGAGGCCAUCAGCAGGUCGACGAGCACAUCUCAAGUCUAAAUCAAGCGCCAAUCCUAAGGCCCAAGUGUCCCAAUAUGCUGGGCGAUAUAACCAGUUGGCUGUUGCGACGCCAGCCGGAGCUAAAGAAUCCCAAGAUACUGCUAGACAGUGCGCAGUCCAAGGGACUUUCAAUGGAGUCGUAUGGCACUCUGGAGUUUCAGCUGCAUGCGGUAAUGAGAGGAGCUCGCAAGCUGGGCUAUAAUUGGCACGCUUAAAGCCAGAUAAUGAAAUA